This is a messenger RNA of Boeremia exigua, 1740 nucleotides long. RefSeq lists its product as uncharacterized. NCBI's taxonomy places the organism in Eukaryota, Fungi, Ascomycota, Dothideomycetes, Pleosporales, Didymellaceae. The record is from RefSeq and is a predicted model, not a curated record. The annotation marks the transcript as partial. Gene Ontology annotation, molecular function: ubiquitin conjugating enzyme activity. The transcript is spliced from 2 exons.
CUUUCUGACUUUCUAGAAUAUCUUAAGGCAAGUCAGUGCGCUGACUGCGGCGGUCGUUUCCUCAAACACGAAUCAGACGCGACUCAUAUCUUUCAAGAAUGGUACGAAUACAAGGCUGCGUUGUCUUCGCUGCUCAGAUGCGAGACAUGCGGAGUGUUUUCCUGCAUCACGUGUUCAGCUACGCCUUUCUCUAAGCGAUCGUUGGUCAUCUUCGAUAACAGGUCCGUGUCGUGGUGUUGCACCGAUGGCCGUCUCCUUGUGAUCUGGAUCUUGCUUUGUGGCUUCGACGUUCCCUACUGCGAGAUGAAGGUGAAGAAUGCGGAAAUCAAAGCAGAGCUCCAAUCUCAGCCAACAGAGCAAGACGAAGGGAGUGAGAGAUCCAAGGGAAAAGGAAAAGCUGAGAGUAGCCGGCCGGGUCGAAGUGGCGUUGGUUACGGUGGCAGCAGUAAGAACAAGACUCAAUCGGACCCCACGUCGGAAAAGAAGGCACAAAUGCUUGAAGUCCAACAAGCCAUUGACAGGCUAGCAACGACAGUCCUCAGCCUUCUUGAGAACCUGCUACCGUCCUUGGACCGCGGUCAUGCUUUCGAUAUGGGUCCACCAGCGAUGAUCACAGACAUGCUCUUGAAGAGUAGAGUCCUGGAUUAUUUCGUAGACUUGUUGCUCCACGACUCUCUUGACGAAGUUUCUUCACGGAGUGCAACGUAUAGUGCUGUUCUAGACUUUGUGAAAGUCCUCAGCAGGCACGAAAUCACAGCCAACUCGACAGUGUUCUCUAGAAGACAACAGCGACCUGAGCUUUGCAACUUGCUCACACGAACAUACCGCCGCACUGAAGUUCCAACGCAGGAAGUGGUCCCAUCGAUUGCCGACUGUCUGCGCGAACGAAUGAUACUCGGUGAUCUGCAGCUGAAGAAUGCCGAACAAUACAAGGCGUUUUACGAUACGGAAAGCGACCAAGAGAUCCUCUCGCACUGUCGCAAGAUCUCUGAGACUUGGAAGUCCCUUGGCCUCCACGUGCGCGAAUCAACGGCAGAAGCGGAAGGCUCGAACACUGCUGAGCCAUUCGUGAACAUCAGUGAUGUCGAUGACGAUCAGAUCUGUGCCUCACAUGCGUUUGCGGGAGAAGCACGGGAACAGAACCGCUCAGCCCCUGGCCGGUUCAAACGCUUGGUCUCCGAGAUCAACAUACUGAAGAGCAGUCUCCCUCGGACAAUCUUUGUUCGGCAUGGGGAAUCGCGCUUGGAUGUCAUGAAGUGCGUAAUCAUUGGCGCAGAAGAUACUCCGUACGAGAACGGAAUCUUCGAAUUCGACAUGUACUGCCCGGCGGAGUACCCAAAGAAUCCUCCGCAAGUGUCUUUCAAGGGAACUGAUGGGGGCAAGCACGGAAUCAAUCCCAACCUCUACCCUGACGGCAAGGUAUGCCUUUCUUUGCUAGGCACCUGGCCUGGACAGCCGUGGGACCCGGUACAAUCAACUCUUCUCCAAGUUCUAGUCUCUAUCCAGGCAAUGGUGUUGUGCGAGCAGCCAUGGUACAACGAACCGGGCAGGGAGCACGCGUUUGGAUACGAAGAGGCCGAAGUUGCGUCGGAAGCGUACAACCGCAGGAUACGCGAGCUGACUGUUGAAAUUGCGAUGAUCAACUGGCUUGAGAAGAUUCCUGCGAUCUGGGAAGAUGUUGUCAAGAGACACUUUCGUUCAAACGCGGACAAGAUUCUGCGCACUGUUACCGAGUGGAGC